AGUGGCUUAAAGUUACCGUGCUAUCGAACUUAGAUCCCAACUAUCUCACGCAAUAUCUACAUUACAGCUCAGGGCAAAAUACGACUUAAAUGAUAGGGAUUAGAAAAUACAUAGACUACCGCGAUAGGAACUCAUUUCAGUGGGGAAAGAAAAGCUAAGUGUUACUCACGAAACAAAUUUCUUCUUUUUUCACAGCAAUUCUAUUGACAAUGAGUUACUUAGUUCGUUUUGCUGAUCGGAGGAGUUGACCGGAAGUUUUUUCUUAUCCGUAUUCAAGCAAGGUUCCCUUUAGCGAUCGGAAAAGAUAUUAUAACUUGCMAUAAAUUGGUAUUGUGAGCUGAGRAAGACGUUGGUGGAUCAGUGCUUUUGUUCGUGGUUGGUGCCAUUCUUGUGGAAAUCAAAGCAAUAAAUCUGAACGGCCUGAGGAGAUUAUAAAGAUGGAGUACACUCCAUGUGAAGAAGACGCUUUUGCAGCCAACUGGGUUGAAUUGUUGUACUUUGAAUUAUUAGCUUCUAUUUGCUCUUUUGUUUUGGCGGGAGUUUCUGGUACGCUAAUUUAUCUUGUUGUCAUCAAAAACCCACACAAGAAACUUCGCACUUCGUUGUCAGCAGUGGUCAUCACCAUGGCAACAGGUUCACUUCUGAUGGGGCUCAUUGCAGAGCCGCUAUUCAUGUACUUCACCAUAGCAACGCUCAAUGACGUCAUCAUUAACCCCCAAGCUCCUUUUCUAUUAUUUGCAAUAUUACUGUCCUUCACGUCGUCAAUGGCAACUUUAUUUUCCGUCGUUGGAAUCACUGUCAAUCGAUAUCUGUUCGUGACAGUACCUGGUUGGUUCAAACUCAACGUGUCAUUCAACCGAACUUUAAUAGCUACAUCUAUGGGUUGGAUYAUUGCAAUAAGCUAUCCAUUCCUUUAUUUCAAUACGGGGUUAAGACGGUAUUGUAUUUUACACUCUACUGCUGGCGUGCUCUUCACUACUUUUCCACUCAUUUUCACUUUUGCAUGGAUUUUUAACAAGCUUGAGGCCCUGAAGAACAGAGGYCAAGUACAGCUGAUAGUCCARGAAGCUUGCGUUAGUUACAAACAUUCAUGGCUUUUGGUGGCAUCUCUAGGGUGCUAUGUUCCAGCCUUAGUUAUGACAAUCAUUGCAGAACUUUGCUCAGAUUGUUCGUGUAUGUCAAAAGCCUGGUUGACACGAACUAGUUUUCUUAUCACACGACUUCAUUGCGCAAUAUGCCCUGUGGCUUACGCAAUAUACCUGAAUCAGUACCGAUCAGCUAUGAGAAAUAUGGUUUUCAAGAAGAUGGUCCAUGAAUCUGUCAUGAGUUCUAUUCGUCGAACYGAGAGAGAAAUAAAUUGCUUUGAAAUGAGUAAAACUAGUGGAAUACGGACUGCAAAACUCUGAAACAUUGUGCGCAUGAGCAGAUGUAUAUACUGUAAAAUCUAUGUAAAAAAACCGUUCAUUUUGUGCUUAGUUACACGAUUCCUUGAAYUUAACUGAUAAGCUAUGACAUAUCGACAUUUAAAGCCUAAAGAAUGACGCAUUAAAGGAUUUGAGUCGUUAAGACUUGAUUAAAUGUUAAAGUAUAUCUGAUAGCAUUUGUCAUGUGAGACAUUAGAAAUGAAAAGUUCCAAUAUUAUGAACUACGUUGGUCGUCAAGYCGGGUUUUMAUUCGCAAGACUGACCGCCGGUAUGCAAAUGGACCAAAACAUCGUGKYGUUGACAUCCUUYUAGACAAAAUAGUCACCUCCGAUAGCUGAUUUUUCUUUUAAUUAUUUUUAUUCUUUAUUGAUUAUUCUUUUUAUUUUUUCACGUUGAAAUUACUUUCUUGAAAAUAGUUAAGAUAACAAAAGGAACUCUUCGCUGAUUAUAUUARCUAUCAGCCAUUAUUGACAAAAACGCUAUUUCAAUCAAAAGGCAUCAAUGAGUGAAACUUUUCGCCGUUCAUAUUUAAUGAAAGAUUAUCGGAUAUAGCAAAAAAUUUGGUUAUUACUGUUAAGGAACCGAUUAAACUCACUUCAUAAAUCCAUAAUAAUUCCAUAAAUGAAGUUAGCUAAUAACUUCAGUCGUUCAUCCAACAAGGAGGCAAUACCCAGGCCCGUAGGCUGCCUUACAAAUGGGAAGGUUUGUUUUGUUCAUAAUACUGACCUAGAUAAGUUAGUUCUAUGCACAGGUAUAGUGUGUAAGAACUGGCUGCUAGUAUGAGCAGUUCAUAACAAAAUACUUAUUAAAUMCUAAAAAACUUUAAAAUAGAACAAUAAAAAAAGAGGAAAAGCGGCCCUUUUUAAGCUUG
Exaiptasia diaphana is the source of this 2295-nucleotide messenger RNA. RefSeq lists its product as uncharacterized. Lineage: Eukaryota; Metazoa; Cnidaria; Anthozoa; Actiniaria; Aiptasiidae. Gene Ontology annotation, biological process: G protein-coupled receptor signaling pathway. Gene Ontology annotation, molecular function: G protein-coupled receptor activity. The record is from RefSeq and is a predicted model, not a curated record. The transcript is spliced from 2 exons. Bases 438 to 1406 code for a protein of 322 amino acids. Gene Ontology annotation, cellular component: membrane.